UUUAAAAAGGAGGAGGGAUCGCUUGUCAGGAAUGUCUCAGAACUGUGAAAAGAGCGUGUGGAGCUGAGAGUGGAUGUAGUGGGUCAGGCUGAAAGCUGAAUGAGAGAGUGUGUGAGCUGAUGUUUUACACCCGACUAACGGAAAGGCCACUGCUGGAAGGUGUCUGCUUUCAAACAUCUGCUUAUUGAUUUGGAAAGGUGGACUUUGAGGCGUUGAUGUGCACAUGCUGAAGUGGAUAUUUCCCUCGUUGACUUGCACCAGACCCAAAAAGCUGCAUCUCUGAGGACACGUACUCUGUGCUGUGUGCUCUUCAGCAUGGAUCAGCCAGCUAGUAGUUGCAUGCGGAGCCCUCACAUGGGCAGUGCUCUCUGGGGCUGUGUCAGGAGCCCCCAUUCAGGAGGGUCCGGAGCCGGGCUGCAGCCCUACCAGCAGGCCCCAUUUGCCCUGCACCAAAAGCAUGAUUUCCUGGCCUACACAGACUUCUCCAGCUCCUGCCUGGUGCCGGCACCGCACGCUUACCCUCGCGAGGACAGACUGUAUCCUGAGGCACACAGCGGGUACCAGAGGACGGAGUGGCAGUUCUCUCCUUGUGAACCCAGAGGCAGAGGUCAGGAGCCAUGCCAGGGGGCAGCAGAAGCGGUGGGAUCUGACUUGGACAGUGCAGGGGGAGACAGGCUGCCUGGAGCAGUCACAGCAUGUCUAGAGAGCGAAUACUCACCUCAAAGUGUGCCAGCGGUUGACACAGAGAAAAAAAGCUCCAAGCGGAAAAGAGAAAUCACAGAUAUUCAGGACUCAAGCUUCAAAGCAGACUCAAACUGCAAGGCUAGAAAAGAACGGACUGCCUUUACCAAGGAGCAACUCCGGGAGCUGGAAGCGGAGUUCACCCACCACAACUACUUGACCCGCCUGCGCCGCUACGAGAUCGCUGUCAACCUUGACCUCACUGAGAGACAGGUGAAAGUGUGGUUUCAAAACAGACGGAUGAAGUGGAAGAGAGUGAAAGGAGGACAGCCUACAUCUCCUCACGACCUUGAAGCAGAUGAGAUGGACUCCGCCGCGUCGCCCAGCUCAGAGUAAAACUCAGACCUAGACAUUUGCUCAUAUUUACAGUCACCCAAAUUACCCUGGCCAUACACACAAUGUCCAAUUUUUCACUAGUCCUUCCACGUAUCCUGUUACACUGCUUCAUGGACAAAAGCAUCCGUGCUUCCUGUUGCUCUUUUCGCUCAGAUGAAUAAUUAUCAACAGAGCUUCAACGCCUUGGAAGCACCAUCCACUUUCAGUCCACAUGUUUCACUUUCAUUCAUAAACACAUCAAGUGAAAUCAGAGGCCUAUAAAAACCCAAUUACUCACAUGUAAAAACAAUUUAUAUCAACUGUUCAUGCCCUGGUUUAAUAGCUUUGACCUCCAGCAUGACGGCAUGAUGUAGGUCUUUCACACUGUGGUGAUGGUGCCUGAAGCCUGAUCAGAACCACCUGUGAAGGUCCACAGAAAGACUAGACGGUCUCUGGAUCACGUCAAACCACCAAAGCAUUGAUGUCACAUCUUUAUUUUUACCCUAAAUUGUGUUGUCAGGUUGCUCUUAGAAUGAACCAUUUCCCUUGUUGAACUUUUUUCUGUACCUCUCUUUUUAUAUGAAAUGAAUAAAACAGAUGUUGCAUAAAAAUGAGAAAAAAAAUAAUAAAUAAUUUGAAAACUGAGGAAAAAAAA
This is a messenger RNA of Cyprinus carpio (common carp), 1711 nucleotides long. RefSeq names its product homeobox protein MOX-1. Gene Ontology annotation, molecular function: RNA polymerase II cis-regulatory region sequence-specific DNA binding; DNA-binding transcription factor activity, RNA polymerase II-specific. Gene Ontology annotation, cellular component: nucleus. Gene Ontology annotation, biological process: positive regulation of transcription by RNA polymerase II. The record is from RefSeq and is a predicted model, not a curated record. Lineage: Eukaryota; Metazoa; Chordata; Actinopteri; Cypriniformes; Cyprinidae.